GAGGGGGCGAGGGGGCUGGAGAGAUGUCACAUGACUCCGUGUGGUUCAGUUUACUUUGGAUGCUCCAGGAAUCUCCCCUUCACGCCUCCUCCCGUCCUCAUUUAAACCACUUCGCCAUAACUUCUCCAUCUGCUCCAGAAGCUGCAGCCUGUCAGCAUCACUCACUCCGCCUCCGGUCCGUCAGCGCGCCACCAUGACGCACAUGUCUGCCCUCGUCCUCCUCACCUCAUCCCUCCUGCUGUGGACGCCUGCACAAGCCUCGCUCCUCUGUCUCCGGACCAGAGUUCUGCCGGAAGACGAAGUGCACCACAGCUUCCUCCGGCGGGACUCCGCAUCCCUGCGGCUGUACCACAGCGCCUGGUCCGGCGAGCGCACUCUGCUCGGCUGCGCUUGGAGCGAUGACGCAUCACUGAUCCAGAACUACUUGUCUCUGUGCGCGGAGAACACGCACGACUUCACCGAUCACCCGGAUCCAAAUCUACAUUUGAACUCAGUGUUCGGGCCCGAGGAGAGGUGCGUCUCUUUGGAUUCUCCAGGGUCGGAAGGAGCGGGGUGGCCCUGGGUGAACAGGCCGCUGGGAAGCUAUGGAGGUCUCCCCGAGGCUGAGAAGAGUCAGGGUCAGGAUGAGAGGUCAGAGGUCAGGACCCAUGUGCGUGUAAAACGAGGUUUCAUUGUACCUGGGACCCUCUGGUGCGGCUCAGGAAACAAGGCGCUGUCAUAUGCUGAUUUGGGAGUUUUUUCGGACACAGACAGCUGCUGCCGGGAGCACGACCAGUGCAAAGACACCAUCCUGUCCUUUCACUCUGAGUUUGGUGUCUUCAACAAAAACAUCUUCACCAUGUCUCACUGUGACUGUGACAACAAGUUUCAUAGUUGUUUGACUCAGGCGAAUGACAGCAUAUCUGAUGUGGUGGGAUACACCUUCUUCAACCUGCUGAAGAUGAACUGCUUUGAGUUCUCCUAUCGCCUCCAAUGUCAACAGAGAAACUGGUUUGGAAUGUGUAAAGAGACUAAAAUGGCUUUGUAUGCUGAGGUCCAUUCCCCCAAACUGUACGAGUCUACCAAUUCAAGAGAGGCCGGCAUGAACGACACUAUUGCCAACACCACCGCACCUGCAGAGUUCCCAGAGAGCAUCACGUCCCACCCACAACUUUCCUCCAUCACUGCUGCUGCAUCCACCGUCCCUACACCUUCAACGAGGUCCCCCUCCUCCUCCCUCACUCCUGUUACCAAUGUCACCCCCCCCACGGUCACAACCAUAUCAGAGAAACCUACUGGAUCAGUACCUGAGAGUAGAAACCAUCUCAGCAUGCCACCGAUCCAAACCCAAACGGUGACUGAGCUGGACGCUAAUAUCCCAGGGAUGCAACUAUCGUGUGGUGUCUAUAAGGAUCUUGAUGAGUGCAGAUACAAGAUCCUUCCUCAGCGGAGGAAAUAUGGCAUCCACAACCUAGAGCCCAGGACGCUGUACCACUGCAAUUGUACCAAAAGAUUAUUCCAGAGUUUGGUUAAACAGAGACAACUGACCGAAGUACAUUCUCUUCUGCUUGGACGCGUGUCUGGAUCUUGCUUCCUCCCACAUGACUGCACUGCCGGCAAAACCUGUACAGCAGCUCUGGUGAAGGCAGACCUUCCUCAGCUCGAGCAGAGGAGUGGUGCUGAGGUGGAGGAGCAGCGCCAUCUACAGGCAGUGCAACUGAAGGUCAGGAGGCCAAACAACAGGAGAGCUAAAAGAACAGACCGAGCUGUGAAGCUUCACAGACUGUGUCUCAGGAUGACUCGGCCCAAACAAAUGAACAAGAGCAGGAAACAUGUUCAAAAUGCUCAGCGGCCAGCUGUAUGAGGAAGAUAACUUGUCUGAGAGGGAGUAUUAUGGAGACUCAAAGCUUCUGAUACUGAAUAAGUACAUAAGACAUCAUGAAGUAAAUAAUCAUAUAAAUAUAUACACACAAAAUAUACAUACCAACAAAACACACCAUUAAGAAAGGUAAUAGGUUGAAGUGAGGGGAAAUUAUUCCUGACAUGCUCCCAAGAUUUUUCCAGAAAACAUAAAAACAGACUCUGGAAAAGGAUUUUAAAUCUUACAAACAAAAACUGCCCAAAUAGUAAAAACAGCAGUAACUUUGUUGUUUUAACUAAUGACAUUAGUUAAAACAACAUUUAAUUGUUUUGUGGCAGUUCAUAAGCCUGGGAUCUAUCAUUAGAGUUAGCAGACAUAUGCUUUUUUCUGCCAUGACAAACCCAGACAACUGCUAUAAACAUCUAUAGUGUUUCAUAUCGGUUGUUGUUAUGCAGAAUAUAUAAUACCAAGGUGGUCAAUGUUUAGUUCUCUUUUUAUGCACCACUGAGACUGUUCACAUUCCCCUUUAGCCACCCAUGAUACUCAGGUCUCUCCUUAUUACUUCUGGGAAUGUUUGGCAGUUUUAACAUCUCCAGAGAUUGUUAGGUACUCUAAUGAUAUUCUUAAUAGCUUUAAAUUUGACAUUUUUAAAGUGUAAAUAUAAGUCUAGUUUAAAUUAAACUAUAUUAUUUAGUAUUUCCCCAUAUGAUGGAUAUUGAAUUUACACAGAAUACAACUUGAUUGUUCAAUGAAUAAAUAUAAAGUGAAAAACUUGUCAUGUAAUAUAAGCUCACACAUCAACCUUUCAUAUAUUGAAGUGUCAGCUCUUGUUACUUGUGAAUGUUUUAACUGUAUUGUUUGAGUUGUAGACUGAUGCACAUUAUGUUGUUAGCACCAUAAUGAAAAAGGAAAGUGUACAGGGGAACGUUUAUGUAAAUAUCUGUACAUAACAAAACAUUGUUUGAAGUGUGAAGGAAAUGUAUGACUGAUUUAAAUGAAGAAUCUGACCAUUUUAAA
Molecule: messenger RNA, 2857 nt
Organism: Limanda limanda (common dab)
Lineage: Eukaryota; Metazoa; Chordata; Actinopteri; Pleuronectiformes; Pleuronectidae
Gene: pla2g3
Product: phospholipase A2 group III
Exons: 7
Coding region: 194-1843 (549 amino acids)
Biological process (GO): phospholipid metabolic process; arachidonate secretion
Molecular function (GO): A2-type glycerophospholipase activity
Source: RefSeq, a predicted model, not a curated record